Molecule: messenger RNA, 726 nt
Organism: Salvelinus namaycush (lake trout)
Lineage: Eukaryota; Metazoa; Chordata; Actinopteri; Salmoniformes; Salmonidae
Product: fibroblast growth factor 5-like
Exons: 4
Coding region: 1-726 (241 amino acids)
Biological process (GO): cell differentiation; fibroblast growth factor receptor signaling pathway; positive regulation of gene expression
Cellular component (GO): cytoplasm
Molecular function (GO): growth factor activity; fibroblast growth factor receptor binding
Source: RefSeq, a predicted model, not a curated record
AUGCCGCGCAUGCUGCGUCCUGGCACCGAGGAGUCCUUUGGAAGGAACAUUUGCGCUUUGAUUUGCGCCGCCGUGGUCGCUGGAUCCCUUGGAUACGUCUCCUUGGAAGACCAACUUCUGGAUGCGGCUACAGUCAGUGGUUCCGGACGCAGGACUUGUAGACUGUACUGUCGGGUUGGCAUUGGUUUUCAUCUUCAGAUACACACCGACGGACGAGUUAACGGCAGUCAUCAACCCAAUCGGUUAAGUGUCCUGGAGCUCUUUGCUGUAUCUCAGGGCGUCAUCGGUAUCCGAGGAGUCUACAGUAACAAAUUCCUGUCCAUGAACAAGAGAGGAAGGCUUCACGCCGUGGAGCGGUUCACGGACGACUGUAGAUUCCGGGAGCGUUUCCAAGAGAACAGUUACAACACUUACGCCUCGGUGUUGCACCGGAACCACCGGACGGGACGGGACUGGUAUGUGGCCCUCAACAAAAGAGGCAAAGCCAAGAUGGGCUCCAGCCCCAGGGUCAAAUCACAGCACGUCGCCACACACUUCCUCCCCAGGCUCAACCUGCAUGACCUGCAGAGCGAACGAGGCUUCACCAUCACCGACAGGAGCAAAGAGAGAAGGAAAAGCCUACCGGUGGCACCUAAACCUCCCUCGCAGCCAAAGAUGAACCUUAAUACAGGAACAGGGAAGAGGGUGCAGACUGUCAAGUACUGGCCGAAGUUUCGGUUUGGAUAG